AGCAAAAGUGCAACCGCAGAUCGACCGGAGAGUCGAAGCUGGUCGAACGGCAAAAACUCGGCCCCGGUUGGCCCGUGCACGGAAUUCGAGGUGGACGGAAGAAAAGUGGAAAACUUGCCCCGUCGGGACUAGAGGUGUGCGUUCGUGUGAGCGUGAGUUGUGAUCAUUAAGCACUGGAAGUUGGAAAAACAAUCCUUUUCGGUGGCCACUAGCCGACAGCCGUUGGGAACGAUCGUCGUCGUGUUCUGGGCUGGGCCAGACACUGUCCUAGCUCUGCGUGUGAUAUAAUAAGCGCCUGUGGAAGCGCUGAUCGGGAGCUCGGAGUGAUAUUUUUACUGUCGCCGUUGUUCGCUGCGCCACUUUCACUGCGAGACCACCUUACUAAACUCGCCACAGGGACCGUUUUGCGUGAAAAAAGUGACACAAUCACCGUGUUGUGAUAAAAAAGUGGUACGAAAAAUAUCACAAGACAUUCUUCUGGUGUCUGGUUCGGUUCGUCCGUGAACGAAUACUUUGGACGGCAAGAUGAGCCCGAAACCGCACGAUUUUCUGGUCACCCUGAGGCGUCCUUCGCCCCACGUCCAGUGGGGUAUCAGGCUCGUCGGGGGUACCGAUCUGAACGCGCCACUCAUCAUCACACGGGUACAAGUGAACAGUCCGGCCCAGGCGGAACUGCUCCGGGGUGAUAUUAUUACCAAAAUUGACCAGUACGAUGCACGCGACCUCACGCACAACGACGCCCAGAACAUGUUCCGUAAUGCCGGCAACCAGAUGAGGGUAACGGUGCGCCGCGACGACAAGGUCGCCCUCCACCAGAGCGCCCAUCCGGUCAACGGGAAUCCGGUUCCGCCGGCCAGCUAUGCCCAGCCGUAUCAGCCCUACGUGGACGCAGUAGCUCCGACCCCAGCGGCUCCGGCUCCAGUCCCAGCCUUCCAGCCUUCCAAGCCGCAGCCACAUCAGAACUUCCCACCACCGGACCCGGCCCAACUCCUGCCGACAAUCUCGUCUCCGUUGCCACACGGCCCACAGUCGUAUGCCGCGGCUCUGGAGCAUCCUCUGGAGACGCUGCCCCACACCGUCUUCCCAGGAGUGGACGCAUCCGGCGCGUAUCAUCUGCCCAAGCAACCGUACCCUCCGCCGGCUCCCAUCGGGCUGAACGAUGCCAGCGAAGCGAUUGCCAAUCAGCCGUACCGUACCACGCCUCUCGUCCUGCCCGGUGCCAAAGUACCGAAGAAGGAUACGCUCCCGACAGAGUCUUACCUCAGACACCAUCCGAACCCGGCCAUGCGUGCCCCGCCGGCCCAUGACUACACAGACACACUGAUGAAACAGAAGCUCGCUGAAACCGUGAUUCAUCGAGUGAUUGGCGAUGAGCCACCGACCGGUCCGAAGGUCGUUCACAAGCAAUUCAACUCACCGAUCGGUUUGUACUCGGACAGCAACAUCGAGAACACCCUCAGACAGAGCGCUCCACAGCAGACACAAACCGUUCCCCUCGCACUUCUUGUUUCUAGAAUAUUCAUCGAUCUGUCCUUCCUGAGGCAAAAGCAAAAGAUUCUGGACGAGCAGCGGCGCCUGGAGCAGGAGCGGCAGCAGACGAAACAGUAUCCCUUCCCAUCGUACGCCCCACCGGCAUCGGUAUCUCGCCAGCAAGCCCAAAGUCCCCCGCCGGUACCGCCACUGCCGGAAGCGUACCAACCGCACAACCUGCACCGUUCAGCGCAGUGAUCCACCGUCAACAGCACAACAGAGCUCAGAAAAAAACUACAUUUACUGAUUGGACCCGCCUUUUGCCCGCCUUUGAAUGUCCUUUGAAAACUUUAAAAUGCCGUUCCCGUUCUAGUUAAUUCAAUUACGCGACUCCCAGUUCCGUUUGCUAACGAUUUUUGUUUGGCUCGUUGUUAUGUCUGACAAGUGGAGUGAUACUUAAAUUAAUUGAUUACCGAGAGGACCGAAAACCGGAGAACCGAAACUCUCGUUUUGACGUUCUACCGAUCCCGUUGUCUAUCUGGGACCUGUCUAUGUGUGAUAAUUGUUUAAAAAUAUUCAACUUGUUAAGUUUGGACCAAUUUAUCGUUAAAUAUCCUAUUGAGAGCAAUUAGAAUGAGGUAGAGACAAAUUUACUAUUUUUGAUUAUACACGCAGCAAAAGUAAGUGUUGUCCUCGCUGUUAAUUGAAAUCUAUGACAAACUUCGAAGGAACCGAACAUAAAUUAAAAGUAUCAACAUGAAUCUUCUACUUAACCUAAUGGGGCCAAAGUUCCGCUUUGGGGUGCAAGCAUCCCAAAAAGAGAAGCACAGGGCUAACCGUGGCUUUCAACAUGCAGCGAGGAAAACGCGUUUGUGACUUUCGUUGCAACGUUUUCCUAUACUGUUUUUAUCUAGCUGUUACGAGAUUUUGAUAUUUACACAUAUUUCUAUGUUACUUUCCGGAAUUUAUGCCCCUGUUAUUUGAUAUUGUUGAUUCAUUUAUUGUUUACCCCAAAAAUUGGGACUACUAACGUGAGUGUGUUUUCCGUUGUGCCGUUUGUAUGUUAUUUGCGUACUGGAAGUCAAGAAAUAAACCACACAAAGCGCCUAAGACGUUCGGUCGGGUGUGUUUGUGUUCGUGCAUGUAACAUCCCCGGAGGGAGAUUUUGAGCAUUAAACUAACAAAGUGUCGUUCUUUUCUCUCUUCUCUCCAUUCGUCUGUUCGGUUUCGGUACCACCGACCGACCGACCGAACCCGUUGUCGUUCACCGAUGCAAAAUACCCAUGUUCUAUUUGUGACACCCGUUGGUGGUUUUGGGCGCGUCCAUCCGUCGUCCAUUUGGAUGUAAAUUUUUUUGAACGGCACUUUGCGCCGCUUCAACAAAAUAAAACAACACCCGAACACUGGUCCACAACGGACACAUCGCCACAACAACAACACUCACAUCAACUGCUUCACCGAUGGCCAAAAAUAAAACAUCACUUCCAUUUUGGCGUCCGCACGAUCGGUCGGUGGGGUUGUUGGACAAACGGGUCCCGGCCAAUAGCUACAAGAAAACCGUCGUCUUUGAUCCGUGCAAGAGCGAAACGUACCGUGCACUGCAGGAGGGCGGCGGCGGAGAGGGUCUGCAGGAGGUGCCGAACCCGAUUCAGCCGAAAACCUUCCACGCGAACCGUCUGGUGCCA
Molecule: messenger RNA, 3155 nt
Organism: Anopheles bellator
Lineage: Eukaryota; Metazoa; Arthropoda; Insecta; Diptera; Culicidae
Gene: Zasp66
Exons: 7
Coding region: 526-1728 (400 amino acids)
Biological process (GO): actin cytoskeleton organization; muscle structure development
Cellular component (GO): filamentous actin; stress fiber; Z disc
Molecular function (GO): muscle alpha-actinin binding; actin binding
Source: RefSeq, a predicted model, not a curated record